This is a messenger RNA of Schistosoma bovis, 1158 nucleotides long. The record is from the annotation of a GenBank genome assembly. NCBI's taxonomy places the organism in Eukaryota, Metazoa, Platyhelminthes, Trematoda, Strigeidida, Schistosomatidae.
AUGAAUUUGCGCGGUGUGUCAAGGCUGUUUCAAGUUCAUGCCUUGGUAGUUAUUGAAAGGAUUCUGCUAAAUCGUCGAUUGUUUGUGUUAUUUUCAUUAUUCGGUAGUUUAUCACUUCUGAUUUUUAUAUUUUAUGCUAAUAAAUGGUUUCUAAAUUAUCAUUAUACAAAUUGUUUUAUGUCGGCAAAACAGUUCUCGAAAACAGAUAAUUAUUCAUUCAUCAAUAACAACAAUGCUCAUGGUACGGACAGUAAUAUCAAGCCAUAUCCUGUUGUUGUCUACAACAGAAUCCCUAAAACAGGUAGCACAUCUUUAAUAAACUUAGUCUAUCAAUUAAUUGAAGAGAAUUACAGUCAUACACAUGUGAUACACUUGAACAUUUCUUCAAAUAAACAUUAUUUAAAUCGUGUAAAUGAAUUAUAUCUUAUAGAUAAUUUGACACAUUGGACCAGUAUGCAUCCACUGAUUAUACAUGGGCAUUUCGCUUAUAUAAAUUUUAUCAAAUAUGGAUCAUUGUUUAACCCAAUAUAUAUUAAUAUGAUAAGAAAUCCACUAGACAGAUUAGUGUCUUAUUAUUACUUUCUACGAUAUGGUGAUGAUUAUAGGCCAUAUCUGAUACGUAAACGUAUGUUUGAUAUUGUGACUCGCAACCAAACAUUUGAUGAAUGUGUUCUUGUAAAUGGUAGUGAUUGUAGCCCACAACUUCUAUGGGUCCAAGUACCGUUUUUCUGCGGUCAAGCAGCGUAUUGCAGAAUCCCUGGUAAUCCAGUUGCUGUAGAAACUGCUAAACGUCGUGUGAUUGAAGAUUAUCUUAUUGUUGGCCUGACAGAAGAAUUUGAUAAAUUUGUCGACUUGCUAGAAAUACUUUUACCAUCAUUCUUUACCGGUGCUCAUAAUCUAAUAUCUCGUUCAAAGGAUAAAUGGCAUCUAAGACGCACAAAUUAUAAAUUGCCAAUUAGUAAAGCAACAACUAAAAUAUAUCAGGACAAUCCGAUUUGGCAAGCUGAACAAGAGUUUUACAACUUUGUUCGUACAGAAUUUCAUACAAUACUCAGUGCUCUCCAAGGACAGUUUUCACACCAACCACUUUCAAAAUUUUCUGCAUUGUAUAAAGAAAAAAUUAAUUUUGAUAAAAUUCGCCCAAAAUUUGGCGCUUAA